GUUUCAAAGGGCCGACACUCAUAAAUUAAAUUUUUACCAUACAUUUGCUUUAAAGUCGUUUUCAGACAUCUUCAAACGCAGUUUCAGUUUUGUAAUACCCGUACAAACACUCGCUGGCAGUAUUUAAUCGUAUUUUACGAAUCGUGACCGUGUCAUUUCUCAUCAGCGUGGUUGUGUUGAGCUCGUAAAGGACUGUGUACAAUGUUUAUGCUCCUGACACUAUAUUUAGGAUUAUUUUCUUUUUCUUAAAGACUGUGGAUACUUUAUAAAGGCUUUAAAGGUCGGCAGGAUGUCCAUUGAUUUUGACAGUGCAGCUUUACAGACUCAGCAGGAGGAAGAGGAGUAUGAUCAGGAAGACUAUGCCAGAGAACAAGAGCUUCACAAGCUCCUGACUGAUCUUCCUGAUGAUAUGCUGGAGGACAGUCGUGACUGCUCCUCACCUGAGCUCGACCGAUCCAACUGCAGUCACCAGGGAGAUGACAACAGACAACAGCAUGCUUGGAAUGUGCCACAGUGGAAGCCUCCAAGAUCUUCCCAUGAGGAGCACUAUGAGGAGUAUGGUCAAGGCUCUUACCAUGAAGAGUACAGCUAUAGGAGUCACACUUCACAGACCAACAGUCACCCUCAUCACCUCCAGACCGGGACUGAACAUUUACCCACAGAGUGGGACCAACAGAACGGCCAGAACUACCAGUACCAGAGUGGAGACUAUGCCCACUCAUCUGCAGGCGAGGAGGAGUCACACGGCAGCAACUUCUCAGCUGGGGAAAGGAUGGAAGAGGACGGCAUCCCACAUAACGCUCUCCAUCAUGGGGAAAUUUACCAUGGAGAAGAGGUCCAGAGCAAUGGGCAAAACUAUGGAGAGCACAGCAACAUUCAAAACCACUUCCAGGUUUUUGAAAAUGGAGGUGCUGAGAACAAAUCUGCUGACCAUUAUAAGGCCAGUUAUCACCCACAUCAGCCUUCAAACCAACCAAAGAUGUUCAAUCCACAAGCAGCCUCUCAGAAUGGCCAUUUUGACCAGCUUCAGAGGGACUUCCUGGACUCAACACAGCAUACAGCAGAAAGUCAGCAGCUGGCUCAGCUUCAGAUUUUGAACAGAGCUCAGUCCAGACAAAUCGAGGAGCUGGAAAAGAAACUAGAGGACUGCAGGAGGAGGAUGAGAUAUGUAGAGCACCAGUAUGCCAUCGUCAAAGAUGAAAAAGAUGGUCUGGUGAUAUCGCUAAAGGAGUCCAGCAGUCUAGUGGAGGAGGCGAAAGAGAGAGAAUCUCAGCUGCAGGGAAAAAUCAGAUCUCUAGAGAAACAGAUUCAGACUCUUACAGAGAGAGAGCAGGAGAUUGUAAAGAAGCAGCAUAUAGCCGAGGCGGCGAUGGACAGCAUGCAGCAGCAGAUGAUGGAGCUGUGUCGCUCAAAUACGCUGACGCGAGCACGUGAGCAGCACGACAGAGACGUGGCGGCCAUCAGGGGACAGUAUGAGGACAGACUGCUCAACCUUCAACAGAAACUAGACGCCCAAUCACAGAGUCUGGACGAACAGGCUCAGAUGGGCCAGCGGCUGCUGGAUCAGCUCAGACAGCUGGAGCGUCAGAGAGAGGAGGAUCAGGUGGACAGAGCCUCUGUCAUCAACACGCUCACGCAGCGCCUGGAGGAGAGCCAGCAGCAGUGUGCCAAACUGCUCCACACUGGCGCAGUACAAGAGAUGAGUCAGUUACAGAUGAAACUACAACAGGCUCAAUCUGCCCGAGGUAUCGGUGAAGACCUCAACAAAGCCCUGCAGGAGGAGCUGACUGAGCUGAAGGAGCAGAUAAAUCUCUAUGAGUCUGCUGUUAAACAUGGAGCCCUUUCAUUAGAGUCAAAUGGAGACUGGGAAAACCAGCUUUCUGAGUCCUACAUGAACCUUGGAAUCAAGAAGUCCAAGCAGAGAAAUGGACGAAUACACAGCACACCUCGUAUAGCAGAAGAAGGAGACUCCAGCCUGCCAAAGGAUGAUAUUGUCAGAGAACUGAAGUGCGAGUUGCAGCGCUGCCUGAGUCACCUGAAGACCAAGAGACUGAAGAUCUCUGAGCUGCAGGUGGAAAUUCGGAGCUCCCAGUCUACCAUAGAGAAGCUACAGAUACAGCUAGAGCAGGCAGAGAAGACUGUAAGGGACUCCAAGGUGAGGGAGAGCAGUUUGGAGAAACACCUGGAAUCAUCUUGCAUGACUGCUGCACCUGACAAAGAGAUUCUCAGACUGCAGGAGGAACGGAAGCUCAUGCAGGAGAGAGUGGAGGCUCUGGAGAAGAAGAACCAGGAGCUGAAGCAGAGUGAGGAGAAGGUCAAGGUAGCUAAUUCUGACCUCUGCACCAAGAUGAGAGAGAUGAUCCAAGAGCUGGACCAGGAGAAGCAAGAAGCAGCAGAGAGGUAUGAAAGGACUCAGCAACAGUACAGAGAUGACGUGGUGAAUCGUAUACGGGCAGAGCUCACACAAGAGCACACGACUCACAUGGAGCAACUCGCCAGCGAGCAUCAGCAUCACAUCCAAGAGCUAGAGUCGAAACUCACUGACCUUAGUCAGGAGAUGUUAGCUGUGCAGGAAUGCUACAUUUCUGUUUGCAAAGAGAAGGACAAGCUGGAAGAAAAUCUGCAGAACAAGCUUGAAGAAGAGAGAAGACUUAGAGAGAAAGAGCUGAAGCGCAGAGAGGAGAGUGAGCGUGCUCUGGAGAGACUGAGGUCUGAUCUGGAGCAUCAGCAUCAGGAGGACGUGUCUCGGCUCAGUGCCAAAUGGAGGACAGAGACACAGGCUGAGAUUGAGCUGCAGGUCAGAGAGCAGCUGGAUGCCGCCAGGCAUUGCUGGCAGCAAGAACAGCAGACGACCAGCUGCCUAGAAACUGUGGGUCAGUUGAUUUCAGUGGAGGAGUUGGAGGCCAGACUCAGUGCUCAGACAGAGACCCUGCAGCAAGAGGCUGCAGCCGCCCGGGCCAGAGCUGUGGAGGAGGCUGUAAAAUGCGCUCAGAGAGAUUUGCAGCAGAAACAUGCUGAUGACAUAGCACUCCAGGUUGAAGGUGCAAUAUCCCGGGCUCGCUCUCAUUGGCUCCAGGACUUGACCUCCCUGCCAGAAUACAAAAGCAACCUGCAAGCAGAGAAAAAUGAAUGGGAGAGGCUACAACAGCAACUUGUUCAAGAACAGGUGUCUUCAGCUGUGAAGUCAGCAGAGGACAAGUGGCAGGAGAUGUUCCACACUAAAUGCACCGAGCUGGAGGAAUGUAAAAGGAGAAACCAGGAGCUCCAGGAGGAAGUGCAUUCUCUCAGCACUCGACUGAAGAAGUCUUUCCAGGAGCAGGCUGCCCUGAUCAAAGCAAAGCUGGCAGCAGCCCAAGACGUCUGGAUCAGGAACAAACAGGAGGAGAUAUCCCAGCUUAAGGCACAGUUCCAGAGUGAGCACAAACAAAAACUACAGGCUGUGCUGGAGCAGAACCUGCAGCAAACCCACAAACAGAGACACACAGAGCUGCAGGACAUCUUCAGGGAGAAGGAAAAGAAGUGGAGGAGUCAUCAAGAGAUCAGACUGCAGGAGGAAAGGCAGCAGAGACAGGAGGAGGUGCUCGCUGAUCUAAAAGAGGUGCUGCAGGAGGUGCAAGAGGGAGUGGAGAGGAGAGGGAGUCAAGAGGUACAGAAGCCCAGGAAUGUUUCUGGAACCCUCAGAUCCAAACUCUGGGAGAUCUGCAGAGAAUCAGUCAUUCAAACAGUCAACCAAGCCAAGCAGGAGUGGAAGAAGAUCAGCGAAGACAAGCUGAGAUGUGUUCUAAAGGAAACCCAGGAGCGCCAUGAGGCAGAGAUCACAGGCUUAAUGUCUCAGAGGAAGCAGGGUGAAUGCAGCAAUGCUGGAUGUGCCGAAUCGCUGGUGAAGCUGCAGAAAAAGACUCAAGAGCUCCAGAGGCAUCUAGAAAAGGCCUGCCGUCAGCUCCAGAGAGCCGUACGAGAACACAAAAGCACCCUGCAGAAGAUAAAAGAUGACUAUGAGGCAGCUUUGCAGAAAGAGCGAGAGAGUCAUCUCAGAGGCCUUGAGGCACUCAAACAAACUUCAGACACAGAAGCACUUUCAAGUGGCGCGGUCAAUCAGCAGAAUCUUCAAGCAGCUCUUGAGGAAAUGAAGGAGCAAUACAUGAAAGCAGUGGAGAAAAUCAAAGGUGAUAUGCUGCAGUACCUGCAAGAGAGUAAAGAACGAGCAGCCAAGUUGAUCAGGGCAGAGGUCCUGAGGGAAAGAGAGGACACAGCCAGACGGAUGCGCAGGUACUACCUUACCUGCCUACAGGAGCUGCUAGAAGAUGGAGGCCAGACCACGGGCGCUGAGAAGAAAAUCAUUAAUGCUGCCAGUAAACUGGCCGCCAUGGCCAAAGUCCUAGAGACCCCAGUGUCCAAACGUAAGCUUUCGAGAACUCCGAACUCUCAAGGUGGAUCAACAAAAUCAGACAUGGAAACCAACGAUUCUCCUGCUAAACCUCGUGGUGCUGCCUCGCAUGAAACCAACAAGAAUGGAAAGGACAAAAAGAUCCAUCAGAUCUACAGUGUAACUGAGACCAACUACCCAACCAUGACUGCUAAACAGAAAGGUAUCAUACCAACAUCUAAAGGCUUUAGUCCUGAGUCCCUCAAGUCUGGGAUGCCAUAUGGUCCUAAAGACAAUGAGAUGGUUGGUAAGGUACAGCACAAUUCACAAAAACGCACACAGGAUGGUUUUGCCACCUGUUCCAAAGUUAUUGAUGAUAGCAUUUUCAACAGUGAUGUCAAGACCCCUAAUGUCACUUUGAGAAAGCAGAGCAGGAAAAUGUACAUGGAGGGGUUUGACUAUGGAAGAACAGAUCAGUCACUCAAGCCCUUCCUGAUAGAAGAAGAUCCCGUUCGGGACGAUGGGCAGAGUGACUGGAGUUUAACCAGUAACGGCUCAAACUUCAUUAACAACAUUCACCUGACAUCCUCUUAUCCAGAGCCUGGAAAGUUGUUCUCAAUAAAUGGCCCUUCGCUGGGUGGUUUGGACUUUGGAAGCAGCAUCGGCAAUAAUUCUGAUGUAACGAUUUACAAGGAGAUUGUUAAACCACUGUCUAAACCUAACGUCUGUGCAGACAGCAGAACAAGUAAAAACAGAGGACCAAUCCCUGGAUCCGAAGGUGAUAGUGUCCGUAAAAUGUGUCCAAAGAGCUUAUUUUCAGAAUUAAAAGUCCGUCAACAGGACAGUGGGUUCGACAGCCCAUUCGGGCUGCUUCAAAAAUGAAACAGAGACUCUUGUUUGUGUCAGUGUGUGUGCAAUUUGUUGUACUCUCUAACCCUGAACUAUGUUUUUUAUUUUUAUUUGUUUGAGCCAAAAGUGUCUUGUACGUUUGCACUGUCAAUGCAUGAAUUGUUUAUAAUUUAAUAAAACAUCAAACAGUCAAGUUUGCAUUUAACUUUUUUCUUGCUGUAUCUGCUUUUACACUACAUUAAAAGAUUACUAUCCUGAACUAGAUAGGUAAAGUUUGUCAAGACAAAAAUGUUGGCUUCACAAAAACUUAUGAAAGUUUAAACUAGUUUUAAAUGUUUUUAUGGUUAUGUAGGGUUGAAAAUUAACAAAAGAAUUCAUUUCUGUUACAACCCCUCACUGUAAACCUUUAAGUUGUCAUUACUGUAAAAAUCAAGUUGUCUUAAGUAUUACUUGAAAUGUCAAUUUUUGGACUCAUAACUCAAAUAUGUAAGUUCAUUGAACUUAUUU
This is a messenger RNA of Myxocyprinus asiaticus (Chinese sucker), 5722 nucleotides long. Its product is annotated as centrosomal protein of 152 kDa-like. Gene Ontology annotation, biological process: centriole replication. The transcript has 29 exons. The coding region runs from base 290 to 5248 and encodes 1652 amino acids. Gene Ontology annotation, cellular component: centrosome. Lineage: Eukaryota; Metazoa; Chordata; Actinopteri; Cypriniformes; Catostomidae. The record is from RefSeq and is a predicted model, not a curated record.